AUGCCUGAUAGCAUGCCGUUAGCAAUAAUCGGGGUGGCCAACCGCUUUCCCCAAGAAGCCUCUGAUACGGAAGGCUUCUGGAAACUCUUACUGAGAGGUCGUCAAUCUGCUACUCCUUUCCCUAAAGAUCGCAUCAAUGCUGAUGGAUAUUACCAUCCUGAUGUGAACCACCCUGGCACGUUUCGCACGAAGGAAGCUCAUUUUUUGUCCGAAGACCCUGCUUAUUUUGAUGCCCCAUUUUUCAACAUCACCAGGGCUGAGCUACUGAGCAUGGAUCCUCGGCAGCGGUUGUUGCUAGAAAACGUUUACCAUGCACUUGAGAACGCUGGUAUCCGCCUCGACCAAGCAGCUUCCUCAAAGACAGCAGUGUUCGUGGCAGGAUCAUCGCACGACCAUCUGAUCUCAUCCAACAUUGAUCCUGGAACCACGUGCAAUCACCAGGUGACCGGCACCCAUGACAGCUGUGUUGCCAAUCGAGUGAGCUGGUCUUUCAAUCUCAAGGGACCUAGCAUAUACGUCGAUACUGCUUGCUCUGGAGGUCUCGUGACUGUUCAUCUGGCAGCUCAAAGUUUGAAGCUAGGCGAGUGUGAAAUGGCAAUAGCUAGUGGUGUUAAUUAUCUCGGCUGCCCUCAGGAGUUUACCACUCUGAACCACGGUGGUUUCCUGGGUUCGAAAGGAAGAUGUUUUUCAUUCGAUCAUAGAGCCGAGGGAUAUGCUAGAGCCGAAGGUGUCGGUACUAUCAUCAUAAAGCCCUUACCAGCUGCCAUUCGAGACUGUGACACCAUACGUGCGAUAAUACGUGGAACAGCAGCUAAUCAAGACGGACACACUCCUGGAAUCUCUCUUCCUAGUGAAGUAGCCCAAGAAAGGUUAAUCCAGGAGGCAUAUCAUAUUGCAGGACUGGACCCGAACGACACGAGUUUUGUCGAGGCUCAUGGUACAGGGACAGUCGCCGGAGAUGUAACAGAAUCAAGAGCAAUUGCAGGAGCUUUCAAUUCAGUCAAAAGGAGUCUACCAUUGUAUGUUGGUUCCCUCAAAUCUGGAAUUGGCCAUCUUGAGUCGGUUGCCGGCAUCGCAGGAAUAAUCAAGUCUAUCCUAGUCCUUGAGUCAGGGAUUAUUCCACAAAAUGUCAAUUUGGAGAUUAUCAACCCCGAAACCCAGGCAAAACGAUUGAACCUGGCAUUCCCAGCAAAAUAUAUGCCUUAG
Messenger RNA from Aspergillus bombycis, 1206 nucleotides. Its product is annotated as beta-ketoacyl [acyl carrier protein] synthase domain-containing protein. The transcript is spliced from 3 exons. The coding region runs from base 1 to 1206 and encodes 401 amino acids. Lineage: Eukaryota; Fungi; Ascomycota; Eurotiomycetes; Eurotiales; Aspergillaceae. Gene Ontology annotation, biological process: fatty acid biosynthetic process; secondary metabolite biosynthetic process. The record is from RefSeq and is a predicted model, not a curated record. Gene Ontology annotation, molecular function: fatty acid synthase activity.